Molecule: messenger RNA, 1308 nt
Organism: Cutaneotrichosporon cavernicola
Lineage: Eukaryota; Fungi; Basidiomycota; Tremellomycetes; Trichosporonales; Trichosporonaceae
Exons: 7
Coding region: 1-1308 (435 amino acids)
Biological process (GO): microtubule anchoring at mitotic spindle pole body
Cellular component (GO): MWP complex; mitotic spindle; microtubule organizing center
Molecular function (GO): protein binding
Source: RefSeq, a predicted model, not a curated record
AUGGAUAACUACCAGUUCUCAAAGGUAUACGGAGCAAACUGCCUCGCCUACUCGCCUGGAUCCACCUUCAUCGCUACUGCGUUGAAAGACAAGGUCCAAGUCCGCUCUACAUCCUCUCUCAACUGCAUCCGGACAUGGAAGUGUGUCCUUCCUGACGGGCCAAGCACCUCCGGCACGCAGGACGUGGUUAUCGAUAACCUCGAUUGGUCCCCCAGCGGCACUUGCCUCCUGGCGUUCUCUGAUUCCAGAGGACUUGUGUGGGUGUUCGACCUGGCCCAAGACCAAGUUGUCGCCCGGGUUGGCGGUGUUCUACAGGCGGAAUGGGCCGAGGAAGACCUCCUAACUCAGACAGAAGGCGGUUUGGUACUGUAUAACCUGACUUCGGAGCGCAAUCGGUUGAUCCAGAACGUGCAGGGUCAUGCUUGGUCACCGGACCGAAGCUACCUGGCUGCGCCAGAACGACACCAAGGAAAGCAAUACGUCGGGGUGUACGACAAGGAAUCUUUGAUACGGCACUUUCAAGUCCUUGCUUCUGACAUCACCGGAAUCAGUUGGAGCCCAUGCGGCAAGUGGUUGGCCCUACUCGACUGGACUCUCUCUUACACCGUACAUUUCUAUUCGCCCGUCGGUGUCCACGUCGGCUCCUUUGUGCGGGACCUCUCCUCUGCGUCGGCCCACGACAUGGCUCAGUCCAUCAAACGCACGGCGUGGUCGCCCAACGGACGACACUUUGCUCUUGGCGACUCUGGAGGCUUGGUUCAUGUCGUUGAGAGCGAGAACUGGAAGUCGAUUGCGAGCCUGCGAGGUUACCAGGCUGUCUCAAUAUCCGAGCCAACCCUACCGCCAUGGUCUCACGGACAAGCAGGCAUCGUGCAGUUUGAGCGAACCACGACUACGCACUCCGCGUCACCUAUCAACUGGCUGGGGUUCAGCCCCGACGGGACCGUCCUCUUCUUUGGACAGGAGACCGUACUGCAUGUUUACGCAUUCCUUCUUGAUCCAGCGUCAUCGGCGCCUGACAUCGAGCCAACUGUAACAGUUUCUUUCAACGCCCCUAUCAAGAGUGUCCAGUACUGCCCAACAUCCAACCGCAUUGCUGUUGUAACGCGCACGAAGUUCUUGUAUCUAUACGACGGUCUAGGCGUCGAAGGUGUUGAAAUACCAGAAGCUGAAUCAUUCAACGCAAUCAGCGUUCACUGGGCACCCGAUGGGAACUCUGCGGCUGUCUGUGACAAGAAUGCCUUCUGCCUCGUCUAUGAGGAGGCUGCCGACCAGUGUGCGGAGGACGACAGGUGGGACGAGUUGUAA